AUGCAGAACUUGACCCCAGAACCACCCGCGCCAAUGCCUCGCCAACCACCACAACCCCUCGCCCGCGUCCUCGCCGCAGAUGAAGUCGUUCCCACGGUCCAGCGCGUCCUCGCAAUCCAACGCGCCGCCCGCGAAAACGCAGUCGCGUCCAUCACGCCGCCCGAGGCAACCUUCGCUAACACCAUUGGUCCCUUCCUGCGCGCCGACGACGAGACGCUGGGCGAGACGGGCUCCUUCAGCGUGCUCCGCUUCUCUGGCCCGGACAAGGCUACCGCCGAGGCCAUAGAGGAAGGUAUGAGGCUCUGGUCUGUGUCCACGGCGGAGAGAUUGCGGAUGAAGGGAGUCUAUGAGCUUGUCAAUGCCGUUAAGGAGAGGGACGAGGAAGGGCUCGGGGAUGAGGAGAAGAGGAUCGUGAGGGACUUAUGGCUGGAUUAUCGCGGAGCUGGGCAUGGAGUCUUGGAUGAGGAGGGAAUUCGGGUGUAUUUGGAGCGGAGGGAGAGGCUUGAGGAGUUGAAGAGGGUGUUUAGGAAGAAUCUGUACAAGGGGAGCGGAGGCCUCUGGCUCACGGAGGCGGAGCUGGAGGGUACACCCAGAGAAGAGAUAAAGAGAUGGAAGUUUGGGCGGGAAGACGUGCUGGAGGAAAGGGGCAAGAGGUUUGUCACGCUGGAGAGGGCGGAUUACGAUGCCGUGCUGCGGUAUGCGCGUGAUUCGGAGACGAGGAGGCGGGUGUAUGUUGCGUUUGACAACCGGUUCCCUGAGAACGUGCCGCUGUACAAGGAGAUGCUUGUCCUAAGAGACCAGAAUGCGAGGAUGUUGGGGUAUGGGAACCACGCGGAGUUCCGGAUUGAGAGGAGGGUUGCACCGUCGACUGGGUGGGUUGAGGAGUUCUUGGGACGGUUGAGAAAGGGAUUGGAGCCUCGGGGAAGGGAAGAGAUGGCGAGAAUUGUGGACAGGAAGAGGAAUGAGUUGGGGAUUGUUCGUGAAGAGAAGGAUAAAGAGGAGGGGAGGAUUCUGCCAUGGGAUUUUGAGUACUAUACGAGACUUCUUGAGGAAGAGGUGGACGUUGACCAGGAGAAGAUAUCCGAGUAUUUCCCCCUGAAUCAUACGUUAUUGGCCAUGCUGGGUUUGUUCUCCGAGUUUCUGGGUUUUGAAUUCGAACCGGUACCGAAGAGCGAUUUAGUUGGAAAGAUCUGGGACAAGGGGGUACAGGUUUGGGCAGUCUGGGAGGGAAGAGGGGAGAGAAAGGGAGAGUUUGUGGGAUACCUGUACGCCGACGUUCUCUGGAGAGAAGGGAAAUACCGGACGGCGUGCAAUAUCAACCUGCAAUGCGGUUACUUGAAGGAGGAUGGCACCAGAGUCUACCCUGCCACGGUGCUCAUGUGUGCCUUUCAGCCCCCUACAGCCGCGUCUUGUGCGCUGUUAAAGCAUCGCGAGGUCGUGAUAUUGUUCCACGAGCUGGGCCACGGGCUUCACGAUCUUGUAUCCCGCACAAAGCAUACCCGCUUCCACGGAACGCGUGUGGCGCCCGACUUUGGCGAGGCGCCGAGCACGAUGUUGGAAAAGUGGUGCUGGAUGCCGGAAGAGCUCGUCAAGAUGGGCCGGCACUACACGCGCGUCGAUCCGGCGUACAUGGCGAAGUGGAAGGAAGACCAUGGGGAUGGUGAAGAGCCCCCGCAGGAAAAGAUGCUAAAGGAGUUGGCCGAAAACUUGGUACAGAGUCGAGAGCUGAACCGGGGUCUAUGGUUCCUGAGGCAGCUAGUAUUUGCCAGGUUUGAUAUGAUGGUGAACAAUCAAGAGUCAACCGAGGCUCUGAGAAAGCUGGAUGAAGUGAAGCUCUACAACGACCUUCAGGAUUCCAUGACACUCAGACCCAAUCCUGAUAAGAGAGGGUACGGAUUGGUUCACUCCACGCAUCUCAUCGAGCUCUACGACGCGGGCUACUACGCCUACAUGAGUGCUGACUUACCACCACAAAGCGCCCAAGCAUACGCGGCCUCCUUCUUCGAGUCGUGCUUCGCCAAGGACCCCCGCAGUCCUGAAGCCUGGGACCGGUACCGAAGAGGAAUCCUCGAGUACGGCGGCAGCAGAGACGAAAUGGAGACGAUGAAAGAGUUUCUGGGUAGGGAGCCCGGGCCGGAUGCGUUGUUGAGAAGUCUCGGGUUAUUGGAGGGUGAUGGGAGUGAUUCUCAUGGCACCACCAUCUUUGGUAUUUCUUCGAGACAGGAUCUUGAACUGAGACUGAAGCUCGUAUUAGAGAGCUCAGCUGAUCUGCUUGUCCUGCGUCUGCUCAGGUUCAAUGGUAAGCAAAUCACGUAUCGGAUACAGUAUGUUGCGCAGCAGCCCAUUUUCUGGGGUAAUAGAGAACUGAGACCACACCUCGAUACGAGACUUGACAGGGUUACCUUUGUAAUUGACUCAAUCUUCUUCAUGUUCAGCUGGUCUAGCUCAUAUUGGGGCCACCAUCAAAUACUCAAGAGAUACGACCAAGUCGUCAAUAUGAAGUCUAUCAUAGUCGCCUUCGUAGGCCUCAUCUCCUUUGUCGUUGCCCAGAGAUGCAACGCCGAUAACUGCGCCCGCAGAGUGACCGGCACCUUCAGGGCCGCCGGCGUCCCGGACGUCACAAGCCGCGGCUUAGACUGCUCCUCUUACAUGCAGACCACCGUAAUUCCGGACACGUUCACUUCAACCGUCACCACCACGAUCUACACCGACAACAUCCCCCUUACCCCAACUACUACCUUCUCCCAGUCUACAACCCGUGCCCCCAUCACGCAAUCUCCAACCUCAGUCCCCUCCUACGCAGCCGUCUCCUGCACCAGCACCAGCGCCUACUCCUCAGCCUGCAGCUGCUGGGGCUACACCCCGUCCAUAACAACCCUCCCCGCGCCAGUCGCCACCGUCACGGCAACCCAAUACGCCAACCCAGGCUGCCGCGGCGCCCGCGACUGUCCCUUUGACGGCGUGAACCUCUACCAGUGCCCCGGCGGCGGUGGAAAGCUCUGCACUUGUCUUCGUGAGGCCGAUAGGAACUUGGACGAACCGAGUCGGAGGCACGUCUGCGUGGAGAGUAAGGGAUGCAACGAGGUCAGGACGUGUACUUCGUCGAGCAGCUGCAGCGCGGGCGAGGCGUGCGUGUGGAAUUACUGCUGUGAACGGCAGCGGAGAAGGAUCUGUCUAAAGUUUGCGCCUUUGGCGUGUGGUAACCCGACUCUGCCCAGGAAUAUCUUUGAAGAGCGGCGGGAGGUGGAUGUUCUUCGAGAGACGAUUGAGGGACGUUGUGUCGGCGAGUGA
Molecule: messenger RNA, 3291 nt
Organism: Colletotrichum lupini
Lineage: Eukaryota; Fungi; Ascomycota; Sordariomycetes; Glomerellales; Glomerellaceae
Product: peptidase family M3
Exons: 13
Coding region: 1-3291 (1096 amino acids)
Biological process (GO): proteolysis; peptide metabolic process
Cellular component (GO): mitochondrial intermembrane space
Molecular function (GO): metalloendopeptidase activity
Source: RefSeq, a predicted model, not a curated record